Messenger RNA from Momordica charantia (bitter melon), 902 nucleotides. Its product is annotated as early nodulin-like protein 17. Gene Ontology annotation, cellular component: plasma membrane. The record is from RefSeq and is a predicted model, not a curated record. Lineage: Eukaryota; Viridiplantae; Streptophyta; Magnoliopsida; Cucurbitales; Cucurbitaceae. Gene Ontology annotation, molecular function: electron transfer activity.
AUAGUGAUGGCAGUUGUGGAUCCAUAAAGCAACCUAUGUCUUUAUAAGCAACUCGCCACUCUCCAUCCAUGGAUAGAACCAGAGCUUUCUACACACAGAAAAAUACAGCUAUGGAGGCGCUGAGGCGAAGGUGGGUCGGCGCUGCGGCGGCGUUGGUGGCGGUGCUGCUGGCGUUGGCGGCGGUGCCGGAAGUGUCGGCGACGCGGUGGACUGUGGGGGGAAACAUGGGGUGGACGACCAAUUUCAACUACACUAUCUGGGCUCAGGGGAAGCACUUCUAUUAUGAUGACUGGCUCUUUUUUGUGUACGACAGGAACCAAAUGAAUGUGUUGGAAGUGAACAAAACAGACUAUGAGAGCUGCAAUUCAGAUCACCCACUCCACAACUACACCACAGGAGCUGGAAGAGAUGUGGUUCAUUUGAAUGUCACCAGGCCCUAUUACUUCAUCAGUGGCAAGGGCUUCUGCUAUGGAGGCAUGAAGCUCGCCAUCCACGUCGAACACCUACCGCCCCCGCCCUCCRCCUCCGUCUCCGACAUGAAGAGCACUGCCCCAAUGUCCACUCCGGUCCCCCACACCGCGCUCGUUUUAACUGCUCUUCUCGCCCUCACCCUCACUAGCUAGACCACUCUCAUUUCAUUGAUUGAUAGUUCAACACACUACAUUUUUCUUCACCAAAUUGUGGAAGGAAGGAAAUCAAUGGCUUUUUAUUUUUUUCUUUUCUUUUGAGAAUGUGGUUGUGCUGUUAUCUUUUGCUUUCCCUUUGAGUUAGACUCCAAUAUUCAAAUUAGAUUUUUUUUUUGGGUGGUGGUGUGGAAAAAAAGUGUAGGGUUUGGAUUUUGAUAAUCUCUUUUAAUUUAUUUUUGUCCAUUGAAAAUGGGUUUGCAAGCCACCAUGUGAGUA